Messenger RNA from Cherax quadricarinatus, 1581 nucleotides. The record is from RefSeq and is a predicted model, not a curated record. NCBI's taxonomy places the organism in Eukaryota, Metazoa, Arthropoda, Malacostraca, Decapoda, Parastacidae.
UACAGUUUUAUUGACUAUCAGCUAGAAGAACAUAACGUCUGCUACCACUAGUGUGCAACUUAACACUACGACCACUACGACCAGUACUACUGCUGGAUCACCUACCAGUCACCACUACGACCAGUACCCCUGCAUGACCACCAGCCAGAAGCGACAUCACCACCAGGUCCACUUCUAGACUACUGACCACUUAUACCAUCGUUUCCUGUUCCAGCAUUUUCAAAUACUCUCAGCUCAUCAGUUAUGGAUAACAGGCCUAAGUGCGAAGCCUGUGAUGAAAAUUAUGACAAAGUUCAACGACGGCCGAGGUCACUGACGUGUGGCCACACAUUCUGUUCACAAUGUAUUGAAGAAUCAAUUAAAAAAGUUAUAACUUGCCCCACUUGCAAGGCAGAGCACAGAGCUACAGCUGUGACACAGUUUCCAAUCAACUGCGAAAUUGAGGCUUUGAUAAAGGAUUUUAAAGGUGCACAGCUCACCUCAGCUGAAGCUCUGUCAGCAAAGCCUUGUCAAGAUCGCACAAAAGGCAUCAGCAAGAAGUUAUGGUCUUCGGUACAGGAACACAAGAGCAGUAUCAGUAACCUUAUAACUAAGUGUGAAGAAGCACUAUCCCAGCUGGUCCAGUACCAGGGGCAGGUGAGGGACUGGAAGACCCAGCAUCACCAACUGCACGACAGACUUCAUGAACUGGUGGAGAAGAACAAGGCAGUAAUAGAGCUCCUGGAACAGGAGGAUACCCGUGUGGUGAAUAUGGCAACAGAAGGAGAAACAACAAAGAAGCAGUUGCAUACUAGGCUGGAGUGCCUCGACACAGUCAACACUGCAAAAGAAAUCGCCAUAACCAUUAGUGAAGAUAAUCAGUACAAGAUGGAGGCUGAAGAUUGGACCCAGAAGUGUCAGGAAGACUUCCCAGACGUCAGCACUGUCUACACCUCAGUGAAGGUACACUGCUAAAGGCCACUGUCAUUGUAAUGAAAGUAAUAAUUGUGCAUUAUAUAUGCUAUAGAUUUUAAAACACUUCAUCAGCAAUAUUUAAGCCUUUCUUUCUUAAAUGUUUAAAAUAGAUGUACUUUCCAAUUAGUGGUGUUUUAAAUUUUUAUCUUUUUAAAUACAGAUAUAAUUUGAUAACGUUUUAGGCUCAGAAGAAAGUUGCUAAUUAUGCAAUGCAUUUCAGGCAGACUAAUCAUAAGGCUUUCAUACUACUUAAACCUAGACCUAGUAUAUAAUAAAUAUUAUUGAGCAUCAAUACAGAUUGAUCAAUAUUUUACAAUCACAAGUAAAAUGAGACAAGCUGUAAGAGAUGAGUUGGUCAUUUAAAAAUAAAUUAUAUCAGUUGAGUGACCUGCGCUAUGGAGAGGUUGAAGUGAGGUGAUGAUAUUAAAGCUGGAGAAUGUACACAGUUAAUGGAUAUAACAUUUAUGAGAGAUCAAAUGAGUUCUUUAUAACAUUAUAAAUAAAGAUGUUAGCAGAUGGGGAACUUCUGGCAUUUUCAGGCAGUUAGCUCCGCUUUUUUUUUAAUAUUUAUAUGGAGUCUUUGAACAGGUUGAGAUGUAAAUAUGAAAUAUGACAUAUACUGGAUAC